GCGGAGCCAAUCAGGAAGCGGCGCGGAGUAUUUGAAUCUAAGGCGGAGCCCAGCACAAAACGGUCGCUGUCGUUUUCGCCUCCGUCGCCGUUGCUUCUUGACCCAGCGAGAGGAGGAGGAGGAUGCAGGUCCCGGAGCUGGGCAGAAGGCCGGGAGCCAUGCGGAAAAGCGAGGUCCUGGCGGAUGAGUCCGUGGCCUGCCUGAGCCAGGCCUUGAGGCACCUGCAUGACAUCUGGGAGGAGAUCGGCAUCCCCGAGGAGCAGCGCCUGGAGCGCACUCAGGUGGUCCGGAAGCACGUCAAGGGCCUGCUGGAGAUGAUGGUGGCGGAGGAGGAGAGCCUGAAGGGGCGGCUGCUCCAGAGCAUCGCCACUUGCCGCAAGAGGCAGGCCGACCUCUGCAAAGAGCUGCAACUGGCCCCCUUUGAGGAGGAUGAGGAGGCCACCAUCCUGCAACUGGAGAAGGACCUGCGCACCCGGGUGGAGGUGAUGCUGAAGCAGAAGCGGGAGCGGUGGCAGGAGCUGAAGGCCCUGCAGGAGCGGGACCAGGACCUCUGCGACCUGCUCUGCGCCGAGCCAUUUGCUGCCACCGAAGAGCCUGGGGCUGUGCCCAGCCUGGCCCAGCUGGAUGCCUUCCGCCGACACUUGGCCGCGCUCACGGCCGAAAAGGAGCGGCGCUGGAGCGAGUUCCUUGAAACGAAGCAGCAAAUUGUGCUAUGCAUGGAGGAGCUGGAGCAGAGCCCCGAGACCAGCUUUGAGCGGGAUGUGAUCUGCGAGGAUGAGGACGCCUUCUGCCUCUCCGCCGAUAACAUCGCCGCCCUCAAGGAGCUCCUGCAGCAGCUGGAGAUCAAGAGAAGCCAGAAAGAAGCACUGUGUGAAGAUCUGCGCUCCAGGGUCCUGGUGCUCUGGAACCGCCUGCAGGUCCCUGCGGAGGAAAGGGAGGCCUUUGCCCCCUACAUGGUGGGCUUCAAGUCCGAGAUCAUAAACGCGCUGCGGCGGGAGGAAGAGCGCCUGGAGCAGCUCAAGCGCGACAACAUCCAGAACGUGGUGGAGGCCAUCCGAGGGGAGCUGGCCAGCUACUGGGAGAAGUGCUUCUAUAGUGAGCAGCAGAGGCGCUCCUUCAGCCCCUACUUCCAGGACGACUUCACAGAAGAGCUCCUACAGCAGCACGACGCAGAGAUCCUGCGGAUGAAGCAAUAUUACGAGGCCCACCAAGAACUGUUUGAAGGCAUCCGCAAGUGGGAAGACAGCUGGCGCCACUUUCAGGAGCUUGAGAGAAAGGCAUUGGACCCCAGCCGCUUCACCAACCGUGGGGGCAACCUUCUGAAAGAAGAGAAGCUGCGGGUGAAGCUGCAGAAGACUCUUCCAAAGCUUGAAGCAGAGUUGCAGGACCGGGUGGAGCGCUGGGAACAGGAGCACCGGGAGCCCUUCCUGGUGCAAGAGCAGCCCUUCCUGCAGUACGUGGCCGAGCAGUGGCGCCUCCACCACCUGGAGAAGGAGCGCGAGCGACAGGAGCGACAACUCAAAAAAUCGCGCCAAAUUGAGGAGGAGAUGAUGUACGGGAGCAGCCCCCGGACCCCCAACAAGAGGAGAGGGAUGGGCCUCACCACACCCGGAAAGGUCCGGAAGCUGAACAUCACGGCUUCCACACCCAACACCACCAUGCGCUCGACCCUCAGGGGAUCUCUCUUCAAUUCCCCAGCAGCGUCAGUGUCUCGGCCUCCACUUUCCGGAAGGAAGGUACGUUGUGGCCCGGUGCUACCCUAACCCCAGCAUCUCUGUUUCAGUCAGACACUAGAGGCGAGGAGAUUAAAUGCAAUUAUUUUAGUCUGACAGCUAUUGGGUGUACAACAGGAAAAAUAGUGCCACCACUAUCAUUUUAGUAUCUAAAGUUUUUAAACAAGUCUUUUUACAUUCACCGCUUUUUUUUUUUUUGCCCUUCUCUCAAGUGUGCCUCUUAUCUAUAUUCAUUCCAGCCAUUUCCCCCUUUCUUUUCCCCCCUAUUCCUAUGUUCCUCCUCCCUUUGGGUCAUAAAGUCCCAUCUCUUGAACUUCUCCCAUUCUUUUAAUACUUCUGUUUUGAUUA
Molecule: messenger RNA, 2081 nt
Organism: Anolis sagrei ordinatus
Lineage: Eukaryota; Metazoa; Chordata; Lepidosauria; Squamata; Anolidae
Source: RefSeq, a predicted model, not a curated record